Molecule: messenger RNA, 1608 nt
Organism: Gloeophyllum trabeum ATCC 11539
Lineage: Eukaryota; Fungi; Basidiomycota; Agaricomycetes; Gloeophyllales; Gloeophyllaceae
Product: amidase signature enzyme
Exons: 8
Coding region: 1-1608 (535 amino acids)
Source: RefSeq, a predicted model, not a curated record
AUGAGCUCUUCCAAUCUUCCAGCCUCGCAGCAUGCAGGCGAUGCGUAUCCCGACCUGUACGAGGCGGGGAUUCCCGAGCUCCAGGACGGUCUAGCGAACGGUCGAUUCACAAGCGUCGACCUCGUCAAGGCCUACCUAGCUAGGGUUGAUGAGGUUAACCUGAAGGGACCGGCCUUGCGAGCGGUCAUCGAGACAAAUCCGAGUGCCCUAGCGCAGGCAGCGGAUUUGGACAGGGAAAGGAAAGAGAAGGGCUCUCGCGGGCCCCUUCAUGGUAUACCCAUCUUACUCAAGGACAACAUAGCGACCCUGCACAGCGAGGGCAUGAACACCACUGCAGGGUCCUACGCCCUCCUCGGCUCAGUCGUCCCCCGCGACGCCGCCGUCGCCGCCAAGUUGCGCACAGCAGGCGCCAUCCUCCUCGGCAAAACCAACAUGUCCGAGUGGGCCAACUUCCGCGGGCAGGUCCCCUCCGGCUUCAGCGGGCGCGGGGGACAAUGCACGUGCCCAUACUACCCGCUCGUCGACCCCUCCGGCUCGAGCUCGGGCAGCGGCGUCGCCGCCGCUAUCGGCCUCGCGGCGGGGACGCUGGGAACGGAGACGGACGGGAGCAUUACCAGCCCGGGGAGUAGGAACAAUGUGGUGGGCGUGAAGCCCACUGUCGGGCUCACGUCCAGAGCCGGUGUGAUACCCAUAUCCUCGCACCAGGACAGCGUCGGGCCGAUGACGCGCACCGUGACCGACGCCGCCAUCCUCCUCAGCGCGAUCGCAGGGCCCGACCCGCGGGACACCUACACCCUCGCGCAGCCCGAGCCCAUGCCGGACUACACCGCCGCCCUCCGCGCAGACGCCCUGAAGGGCGUGCGGCUGGGCGUACCCCGGUCGUUCGCCGCGCGGCCGAACGAGGAGGCGGAGCCGCAGGCGCAUAUCGUGAGGGCGUUCGAUGCGGCGCUGGAGGUGAUCAGGGGCCUGGGCGCGGAGGUCGUGGACCCGGCGGAGUUCCCGCAUGCGGAGGCGGUGAAGGCGGGGAGGGAUGAUGAGCUGUAUGUGAUGACCGUCGAUCUGAAGGUGGACUUGAACAAGUACCUCGCAGAGCUGGUGGAGGUCCCCACGGGCGUGAGGGACCUCGCGGACCUGAUCAAGUUCAACGAGGAGCACGCGGAGCAGGAGCUCCCCGCGCCGUACUGGACCGACCAGUCGCGGUUCAUCCAAGCGCAGUCCCUAGAAGCAGACGAGAAGUACGAGAAGAUGGUCGACGCGAACUACGAGCUCGGCCGGGCGAGGGGCAUCGACGCGACGCUGCAGAAGUAUAACCUGGACGCGAUCGUCCUGCCUACCCACGGCAAAGUACAGUGUACCCAUCGGCCCAUGCUGCAUAUAGUUCCCCUCGGAUUCCAACCGGACGACCUCGAACCCGCCGCCGCAGAACCCGUCCGCAAACACGGGCCCGGCGUACCCUUCGGGCUCGCGUUCAUGGGCACGGCGUGGAGCGAGGCGAAGCUGCUGGGGUACGCGUAUGCUUUUGAGCAGGCGACGCAGGCUCGGCUGAUGAGAAGGGCGUACGAGGAGGCUGUACCGAAGACUCAGCUAGCGGAUGUCGUUGGUAGAUAA